AUGGCUACGCCUAACAAGAGGGUGGUCUCCAGACCCCAGAGACCUGGUCGGGCACCAAAGGGGAGUGAGACCCCCUGGAGUCCCCUGGACAGCCCAGAGUGGAAGGACACCCAGGAGCAGAUGCCCAGCCAGGUGGCCAUGCUGAGAAAGGCCCAAGAAUUCUUCCAGACCUGUGAUGCCGAGGGCAAGGGCUUCAUCGCCAGGAGGGAUAUGCAGAGGCUCCAUAAGGAGCUGCCACUCAGCCUGGAGGAUCUGGAAGACGUGUUUGAUGCCUUGGAUGCUGAUGGAAAUGGCUUUCUGACCCCGGAGGAGUUUACUUCUGGAUUUAGUCACUUCUUCUUCAGCCAGAGCCAUCCGAGUCAGGCAGAGGCCAGUGACCCAGUGGCUGAGCUCCAGGAAGGGAAGGUGUAUCAGUCCAGAGGGGAAGAGGAGCAGGGUGACAUGGAGGAGGACGAGGAGGCCCAGUUCCAGCUGCUGAUGGACAGACUGGGAGCCCAGAAGGUUUUGGAAGAUGAAAGUGAUGUCCAGCAGCUCUGGCUGCAGCUGAGGAAGGAGGAGCCGCACUUACUGUCCAACUUUGAGGACUUCCUGGCCAGGAUCUUCUCCCACCUCCAAGAAGCCCGGGAGGAGAAGAACGAGCUGGAAUGUGCCCUAAGAAAGAAGAUCGCUGACUAUGAUGAGGAAAUCCAGCACCUCUACGAGGAGAUGGAGCAGCAGAUCAAGAGCGAGAAGGAGCACUUCCUGAUGAAAGACACAGAACGGUUCAAGGCGCUCAGUCAGGAGCUGCAGCAGAGACUCUCGUCUAAGGAGCAGGAAGUGGACCAGCUCAUCCUGAAACAGAAAAGGCUGGAGGGCCAGUGCACCUCUCUGCACAGCGACAAGCAGGAGACCAAGACUGAGAACACCAAGCUGAAGCUCACCAAUCAGGAGCUGGCCCUGGAGCUGGAGCAGACCACCCGCGAGCUGCAGGCCACUCAGCGGCAGCUGGAGAGCCUCCAACAGGAUGCCUGCAGACUGCACCAGGAGAAGGAGAUGGAAGUGUACCGUGUGAAGGAGAAUCUGCAGCGAGAGAAGUCUGGGCUCCUGAAGCAACUGGAUUUCCUGAGGGAAAGGAACAAGCACCUCCUAGAUGAGCGGGACAUGUGUUUCCAGAGAGAUAAGGCAGCCAAGACAAACACAGCUGCUUCCAAGGCAGGCUGGAAGCAGAGAUCUGGCUCUGUGAUCGGCAAAUAUGUGGACGGCAGAGGGAUUCUGAGAAGCCCGUCAGAGGAGGAAGAGGAUGUGUUCGGCAUGCCGAGGAGGAGGAGCUCCCUGGGCCUGAGUGGAUACCCUGUCACAGAAGGGGAGCCGGGAGCCGGGGAGCAGCCAGGGCCUGGGGGCCAGCCCUCUCGGAGGCUCCGCAGAAUCAUCUCUAUUGAAGAAGACCACCUGCCCCAGCUUCUGGAUGGCGGCGUCCAGCCACCGCUGAGCAGAUGCCCGGAAGAGCACGAAGGCUCCGAGCAGCGGGGAGAAGGGCAAGUCCAGGAGCCCCCAGCCUUGGAACUCCCCCCGACGGCUCCCCGAGGGCAGCCUGUUGGAAAAGAAGCCCUGUCUAAGGAGGAAAGUUCUCCCUCUAGCCCAGACCGGCUCUUCAAGAUUGUGCUUGUGGGCAACUCCAGCGUGGGCAAGACAUCGUUCCUGCGGAGGUUCUGUGAGAACCGCUUUGCCCCAGGCAUGGCGGCCACUGUAGGGAUCGAUUACCGGGUGAAGACGGUGACCGUGGAUGACUCCCGGGUGGCUCUGCAGCUGUGGGACACGGCUGGCCAGGAGAGGUACCGGUGCAUCACCCAGCAGUUUUUCAGGAAGGCCGAUGGCGUCAUCGUCAUGUACGACCUCACAGCCAAGCAGUCCUUCCUGUCAGUCCGGCAGUGGCUGAGCAGCGUGGAGGAGGCUGUGGGCGACCGCAUCCCUGUUCUUCUGCUGGGCAAUAAAACUGACAAGGAGAAGGAGCGCGAGGUACCCCGGGGCCUCGGAGAGCAGCUUGCCAAGGAGAACAGCCUGAUCUUCUAUGAAUGCAGUGCCUCUUCCGGUCACAACGCCCAGGAGUCCCUGCUCCAGCUAGCCAGGAUCCUCAAGGAGCAAGAAGAUACAGUGAAGGAGGAUACCAUCCGGGUCAGUACCUGUGCCAAGAAGUCAUCCUGCUGUGGCCGAUAGAAGACCUCCCUGGACUGCUCCCUCGGGAGCCUGAGGCCCGGGGCCGCUGUGAACCGUGCACAGGAGCUCCAGUGUGGGUGCCGCCCACCAGGCCGGCCAGCACUCUCUCCUUGUCAGUGACUUGGGUCCCUGGCGGGAAAGAGCAUGAAGCAAGUCAGGAAUGCUGCCCACCCUUGGGCAUCUCCGGCCUUUCCUCUGCCCAGACACCCGCUGUCCCUGCCUUCCUUU
This is a messenger RNA of Echinops telfairi (small Madagascar hedgehog), 2421 nucleotides long. It is a transcript of the gene CRACR2A, whose product is annotated as calcium release activated channel regulator 2A. Bases 1 to 2193 code for a protein of 730 amino acids. NCBI's taxonomy places the organism in Eukaryota, Metazoa, Chordata, Mammalia, Afrosoricida, Tenrecidae. The record is from RefSeq and is a predicted model, not a curated record. Gene Ontology annotation, molecular function: GTP binding; calcium ion binding; GTPase activity. The transcript is spliced from 17 exons.